Achroia grisella is the source of this 2211-nucleotide messenger RNA. Its product is annotated as facilitated trehalose transporter Tret1. Gene Ontology annotation, cellular component: membrane. The record is from RefSeq and is a predicted model, not a curated record. Gene Ontology annotation, biological process: carbohydrate transport; transmembrane transport. The transcript has 10 exons. Gene Ontology annotation, molecular function: sugar transmembrane transporter activity. The coding region runs from base 84 to 1541 and encodes 485 amino acids. Lineage: Eukaryota; Metazoa; Arthropoda; Insecta; Lepidoptera; Pyralidae.
AAACCCGAAGACGAGGAUUGUCAAACUACCUACUACGUCCGUAGACGUUAAUAUCAAUAUCAUAAGCAGCUAACGUGUGACGUAUGGCUGAUAGGAAUUAUGUUUACAACCCAGUUGCUACUGGUGUGCCAGUCAACCAGCAAGCGCAUACGAUGGAGGCGGGACAAUUGUGGCGGCAAUACAUAAUCGCCGGCGUCGCGAACAUUGCUAUCGCGGCUACUGGCUUCUCUAUGGGAUGGACGUCGCCGGUGAAUAUCAAGUUGCAGAAUGUAACUGACUCUCCUCUCGACAAACCCAUUACCAGCAAUGAGGAAGCCUGGAUCGGAUCACUGCUCAACAUUGGCGCCAUCAUCGGUCCGUUCAUCGGUGGUUUAGCAGGUUCCAAAAUAGGUCGCAAGUGGGGUUUGAUCUCCUCUUCAAUACCGUUUUUCAUAGGGUGGAUCCUAAUCGCAAUAGCCAAGAAUGUCGGCAUGCUUUACGCUGGCAGAAUAUUUUGGGGUAUAUCUGUAGGUAUGCUGUUCACUUUGACGCCGAUGUACUGCGCUGAGAUUGCAACGGACGAAGUUCGGGGCGCGCUAGGUUCCUUCUUGCAAGUGUUCGUUACCAUUGGUUUCCUCAUAGUGUACUGCAUUGGGCCGUUCAUCUCAUACGCAGCGAUCGCUUACGUUGGUAUAGCUGUGGUGGCUGUCUUUGACAUCGCCUUCUUCUUCAUGCCAGAAUCACCUAUUUAUCAAUUAAGUAAAGAUGACCGCGAGUCUGCAUCUAAAAGUCUGGCCACCAUUCGAGGAAAAUCAGAGGCUGGAGUACAAGCUGAACUUGAUAAAAUGGCUAGCGAUGUGAAAGCGGCUAUGGACAAAACUGCUACGAUAAAAGAUGUGUUCCGUGGCGGUAAUUUCAAGGCGUUCUAUAUUUCGUGCGCAUUGGUAUUCUUCCAGCAAUUCAGUGGUAUUAACGUUGUGCUGUUCUACAUGACAAACAUCUUCAAAGCGGCAGGAUCCGAUCUGGACCCGGCUAUUGCCACUAUCAUUAUUGGUGCUGUUCAGGUGGGUGCAUCAUGCAUUACCCCAUUCGUCGUAGACAGACUCGGACGACGACUGUUGCUGCUGAUCUCUUCGUGUGGCUCUGCCAUUGGUCUAGCUCUCCUCGGUAUGUACUUCAUCUUAGCGGAGAAUGACAGUAGUGUUGCCGAAAGCAUCGGCUUCCUACCACUCCUGUCGCUCGUUUUGUUUAUCGUAACCUACUGCUGGGGUCUGGGGCCGUUACCCUGGGCAGUUAUGGGUGAACUGAUGCCCAUGGAAGUGAAGGCUAUCGCUUCUCCAAUAGCCACUGCUUUCUGCUGGACUUUGUCCUUCUUUGUUACAAGAUACUUCAACAGCAUAGCAGUGGCAGUUGGCAUGCACGUGGCUUUCUGGUUAUUCGGCGCGUGCUGUGUAGUGUCGUUCUUCUUCGCGAUGUUCAUAGUACCUGAGACUAAAGGCAAGAGCUUGCAGGAGAUCGAAGACAUGUUAUCUGGCAGGACCAAAAAAGGAGAGCAAUCAUAAACAGAUCAACUGUUGGACCCUAAAAAGCUCCGUGUAUAAGUAUAGCAUAUCUUUAGUUUAACCUAACUUAAUUAUAUUUUAUACCACAGAAACCCGAAUUUAACAUUAUGAUUAAAACACAGACCAAAGAGAAACAUGAAAAAAAUAUGAUUUCAGAAUUUUCUGUGAGUGCAAUACCUUAUAUUUUGUUAUUGUUAUAGGAAUUCUGUGAUAAUACGAAUAUAUAAAAUAUGUAAUAAUACUAAUUCCAUAUUAUUGUAAAGUAAAGGUACAUUAAUCUAUUUAUUCUCUAAGUUCAAAAAAAAAUUAUACAUUCCGUUCUCAGUUAGGCUAGAAGUUCAUGAAUGAAAUUUUAAUAGUGUUCUGUAUUUUUACCCGAUUCUCAUAACAGGGUAGCUUAGGUCAAUGCGAUUAUUGUACUCGUAGUUCGUAACACCGUGUAAGUAUAGAUUUCAUUUAACCUACUUAAUAAUAUAGAUACAGGAAGCUAUAUGUAGUAGAAGGUAUGCACGUGUUAUGUAAAUAUUGUGAUAUAGUUUUUUUGUUAUCAUUUUGUAAAUAUUAAAUUAUUUUUAACCCAUAGACGAUAUUACAUCUGCCUCAUUUAUUAUUUCUAUAUUUGUUUUAUUACUGUUGAAGUCUUUCUUUAAAGUAAUUUUCAGUCAAUUAU